Molecule: messenger RNA, 537 nt
Organism: Mya arenaria
Lineage: Eukaryota; Metazoa; Mollusca; Bivalvia; Myida; Myidae
Product: GTP-binding protein GEM-like
Exons: 6
Coding region: 1-537 (178 amino acids)
Cellular component (GO): plasma membrane
Molecular function (GO): calcium channel regulator activity; GTP binding; GTPase activity
Source: RefSeq, a predicted model, not a curated record
AUGUUGGUCGAUGAAGAACAGACGGGGACGAUCCAGCCAGACGAGAAAAGUCACAAUUUGUGGGUUGAUCUGGAGGAUGUGUUCGAUCACAACAUUGAAGCGGACGCGUAUGUUGUGGUGUUCUCGGUUAUAGAUCGGGUGACGUUUGACGCGGCGGUACAGAGCCUUUACAAGCUCCGGCACGGUCUCAGCACUGACCGACCAAUCAUCCUAGUUAGUAACAAGAUUGACCUUGGCCGGAAACGCAAGGUGAAGAAAGCAGACGUGAAUUCCAUCUCUAGGACGUACGACUGCCUCCAGUUGGAGACGUCCGCCGCCCUCAAUCACCACGUGGACGAACUACUGGUCGCCAUAGUUAAGCACAGAUCCGCCACAAGCUCAACCCGGACGUUCACCCGUCCCCCGAGGGCUGAUGACAUCGAGCAGACGGUGACAAUCCUGCUAUGCUGGGAGGAGUUUACUAUGGAAUUAAGCGACAUCCUGCCCUUGGACGUAGAUGAUGGAAACAAAGCAGAAUUUAACGAAGUUAAUAAUUAG